Messenger RNA from Lactuca saligna, 1440 nucleotides. NCBI's taxonomy places the organism in Eukaryota, Viridiplantae, Streptophyta, Magnoliopsida, Asterales, Asteraceae. The record is from the annotation of a GenBank genome assembly.
AUGGACAUCUUCUAUGCUUCUCUUCUCUCUGUUUUUGUUCUUGUUGUUUCAUUCUACCUUCAUUUUCUCCUAUACAAGUAUAAACCAACCGAAGACGGAAAAGUACUUCCCCCAGGUAGAACUGGGUGGCCCAUAAUCGGAGAAAGUAUUGAGUUUCUUGCCACCGGAUGGAAAGGUUGUCCAGAAAAGUUCAUAUUUGAUCGCAUGUCAAAGUUUUCUUCUGUAGUGUUUCGAACGUCUCUCAUGUUGGAAGAUGCUGCGGUUUUCUGUGGGGCCCAAGGUAACAAAUUCUUGUUCAUGAAUGAGAACAAGCUCGUACAGGGAUGGUGGCCUGCUUCGGUGGACAAAAUCUUUCCAUCUUCCGACAAGACCUCCAAGAUAGAAGCCAUUAAGAUGAGAAAGAUGCUUCCAAACUUUUUCAAACCCGAAGCAUUGCAUCGUUAUGUGCCUAUUAUGGAUGUCGUGACACAACAACACUUUGCCAAUGGAUGGGAAGGAAAGGAUGAAAUUGUGACGUAUGAACUCACCAAAAACUUCACUUUUUGGCUCGCAUGCAAGAUUUUUGUUAGUAUUGAUGACCCUGAACGUGUACGAUACCUUUCUACUCCAUUUGCGAGCAUCGCUUCGGGGAUUUUGUCAAUCCCUAUUGACCUUCCGGGGACAACGUUCAGAAGAGGAAUCAAUGCUGCCAACUUCAUACGAAAAGAACUCUUAGCCAUCGUGAAGCAAAGGAAGAUUGAUUUGGCUGAAGGGAAAGCAACACCAACACAAGAUAUAUUGUCACACAUGCUUCUGACUAACGAUGAAGAUGGAAAGUUCAUGGCGGAAUAUGAUAUAGCUGACAAGAUCUUAGGGUUGUUGAUCGGUGGCCAUGAUACUGCAAGCUCAGCUUGUGCAUUUAUCGUUAAGUAUCUUGCGGAGUUGCCUGAGAUUUAUGAUGGAGUCUACAAAGAACAAUCUGAGAUAGCAAAAUCGAAAGCACCUGGGGAGCUGUUGAACUGGGAUGAUCUAUCAAAGAUGAAGUACUCAUGGAACGUUGCAUGUGAAGUUAUGAGGUUAGCCCCACCGCUACAAGGAGCUUUCAGAGAAGCCAUUACCGACUUUAAUUACAACGGCUAUUCUAUCCCCAAGGGAUGGAAGUUGUACUGGAGUGCAAAUUCAACGCACAAAAACCCUGAGUGCUUCCCAGAACCCCAGAAAUUUGAUCCAUCAAGAUUCGAAGGCAGUGGACCGGCGCCUUACACAUUUGUGCCAUUUGGAGGAGGACCACGCAUGUGUCCUGGAAAAGAGUAUGCUCGACUAGAAAUACUUGUGUUCAUGCAUCAUCUCGUAACAAAGUUUAAGUGGGAGAAAAUGAUUCCUGAUGAGCAGAUUGUUGUCAACCCAAUGCCUAGUCCAGCCAAAGGUCUACCUAUUCGUCUUUACCCUCAUAAAGCUUGA